Messenger RNA from Orycteropus afer afer, 1518 nucleotides. RefSeq names its product prolyl-tRNA synthetase 2, mitochondrial (gene PARS2). The record is from RefSeq and is a predicted model, not a curated record. Gene Ontology annotation, molecular function: ATP binding; proline-tRNA ligase activity. Gene Ontology annotation, cellular component: cytoplasm; mitochondrion. Gene Ontology annotation, biological process: prolyl-tRNA aminoacylation. Lineage: Eukaryota; Metazoa; Chordata; Mammalia; Tubulidentata; Orycteropodidae.
CCUGUGCCGGGCUGUCAUGGAAGGGCUGCUGACAAGAUGGAGAACAUUGCCUGCCCAGGCCACCUGCAGGCUUCAGCUCUCCGGGUCCAUUCCCUGCGGGCUUCACCACUGUGCCUCAGGGAGAAGGAAGCGCUUAGUGCUGUCCCGCAUGUUCCAGCCACAGAACCUGCGGGAAGACCAGGUACUAUCCCUGGAGGGCAGAUCUGGCGAGUUGACUUGUAAAAGCCAGCGGCUGAUGCUUCAGGUGGGCCUGAUCCACCCAGCAAGCCCCGGCUGUUACCACCUUCUGCCUUAUACUGUGCGUGCCAUGGAGAAGCUCGUGCGGGUGAUAGACCAGGAGAUGCAGGCCAUCGGGGGACAGAAGGUCAAUAUGCCCAGCCUCAGCUCAGCAGAGCUCUGGCGAGCUACCAACCGGUGGGACCUGAUGGGUAAGGAGCUACUAAGACUUAGAGACAGACAUGGCAAGGAAUACUGCUUAGGACCAACUCACGAGGAAGCGGUCACGGCUCUUGUAGCCUCCCAGAAGACAUUGUCCUACAAGCAGCUUCCGUUCCUGCUGUACCAGGUAACAAGGAAGUUUCGGGAUGAGCCCAGGCCCCGGUUUGGUCUUCUCCGUGGCCGAGAGUUUUACAUGAAAGACAUGUAUACCUUUGACUCCUCCACAGAGGCCGCCUGGCACACCUACAGCCUGGUGUGUGGUGCCUACUGUAGCCUGUUUAACAGGCUGGGGCUGCCAUUCGUCAAGGUCCAAGCGGACGUGGGCAGCAUCGGGGGCAUGAUGUCUCAUGAGUUCCAGCUACCAGUGGAUGUUGGCGAGGACCAGCUUGCAAUCUGUCCCAGCUGCAGCUUCUCAGCCAACAUGGAGACACUAGACCUGUCACAAAUGAAUUGCCCUGUGUGCCAGGGACCACUGACCAAAACCAAAGGCAUUGAGGUGGGGCACACGUUUUACCUGGGCACCAAGUACUCUUCCAUUUUCAAUGCCCAGUUUACCAACGUCCAUGGCAAACCAUCGCUGGCUGAAAUGGGGUGCUAUGGCUUGGGUGUGACGCGAAUCUUGGCUGCUGCAAUUGAAGUGCUCUCUACAGAAGACUGCAUUCGCUGGCCCGGCCUCCUGGCCCCUUACCAAGUCUGCCUCAUCCCACCUAAGAGAGGCAGCAAGGAGGAGGGCGCCACGGAGCUCCUGGGGAGCCUGCAUGACCACAUCGCUGAGGCGCUGCCACAGCUUCACGGCGAGGUCCUGCUGGAUGACAGGACUCAUCUGACCAUUGGAAACAGACUGAAAGAUGCCAACAAGCUUGGCUACCCCUUUGUGAUAAUCGCUGGCAAGAGGGCUCUGGAGGACCCUUCACAUUUCGAGGUUUGGUGCCAGAACACCAGUGAGGUGGUCUUCCUCACCAAAGAAGGGGUCGUGGAAUUACUGAGUACGGUGCAGGUUGUCUGAAUACACCCCCACCCCUCCCCUGCCCCAUCCUGCAGCCUCAGUGUUCACUCUAAGGCUGCGUCUUCCUACGGUCC